Molecule: messenger RNA, 426 nt
Organism: Panicum virgatum (switchgrass)
Lineage: Eukaryota; Viridiplantae; Streptophyta; Magnoliopsida; Poales; Poaceae
Product: phospholipase A1-II 7-like
Exons: 1
Coding region: 1-426 (141 amino acids)
Molecular function (GO): glycerophospholipid phospholipase A1 activity
Source: RefSeq, a predicted model, not a curated record
AUGCUUCGAGGCAUAGCCAACAGGUGGCGCGAGCUCCACGGCAAGGACUCGUGGAAGGGCCUCCUGGACCCGCUCGACAUCGACCUCCGCAGGUCCUUCAUCUCCUACGGCGAGCUCGCGCAGGCCACCUACGACGGCUUCAACCGCGAGAAGCGCUCGCCGCACGCCGGCGCGUGCCUGUACGGCCACUCCGACCUGCUGGCCGCGUCGGGCGCGUCGGCCGCCGCCGACUACGCCGUCACCAAGUUCGUGUACGCCACGUCGGCGCUGCCCGUGCCGGACGCGUUCCUCCGCCUGGCGCUGCCGGAGCUCAAGGACGCGUGGUGCAGGGAGUCCAACUGGAUCGGGUACGUCGCGGCGGCGACCGACGAGGGCGCGGCCAGGCUGGGGCGGCGCGACAUCGUCGUGGCGUGGCGGGAACCAUGA